AUGUCGUCUCUCUGGGAUACCUUUUCUGGUCGCAAGUCCUCUCAGAAGGACGCGAGCGCCUCGCACACCCCUACGCCUUCCCAGGAAACAUCAACUCUCCAUACUGCGCCCACCCAGUUCGACCCUUCAGCAGGAUCUGGUGUCGAGUCUUUCCUUCAGAGCUCUGCUUUCGCGGAUCCGGCGCAACUACACCCUCUGUCCGGUUUGAACAAGGACACCCUCGAAUACCUCUCUCUCGAAGAUGCCGCUCUGACUGAUGUGCCUGGCGGCCAAUCCGUCCUCCCAUCUCGGGGUUUCACGGAUGAUCUUUGCUACGGAACUGGUGUUACAUACCUGACGGCGUUGUCGAUAGGAGGAGCUUGGGGAUUGCAAGAGGGUCUCAGAAGGUCCGCUAACCAGCCGCCAAAGCUGCGUCUCAACUCUGUCCUCAACGCUGUCACCCGCCGCGGUCCUUUCCUCGGUAACUCGGCCGGUGUUGUUGCCAUCACCUAUAAUCUCUUCAACUCUGGUAUCGGCUACCUUAGAGGGAAGCAUGACGCCGCCAAUACUAUUCUGGCAGGCGCGCUAAGCGGAAUGGUCUUUAAGAGCACAAGAGGCGUGCGGCCUAUGUUGAUCUCUGGUGGCAUUGUUGCCUCUGUGGCCGGUGCUUGGGCUGUGGUUGUCCGCCAAACUUUCUUCGCCAUCCCAGAGCCUGCUACAUCCUCGGAGCACGCUCACUUGUAA
Molecule: messenger RNA, 723 nt
Organism: Colletotrichum truncatum
Lineage: Eukaryota; Fungi; Ascomycota; Sordariomycetes; Glomerellales; Glomerellaceae
Source: RefSeq, a predicted model, not a curated record